Messenger RNA from Sciurus carolinensis (gray squirrel), 1676 nucleotides. RefSeq lists its product as uncharacterized. Lineage: Eukaryota; Metazoa; Chordata; Mammalia; Rodentia; Sciuridae. The transcript is spliced from 3 exons. The record is from RefSeq and is a predicted model, not a curated record. Bases 1 to 1080 code for a protein of 359 amino acids.
AUGGCCUGGGGCUGCCUCCAGAGACCACAUGCAGAGGAUCUCUCCUCCCGCUGUGGCACACCCUGGGCGGGCAGGGGCCUGCGUCCAGCUCACAGGCUGCCCUCGGCUGGUGUGUGCCUGUGGGGUCAGGCUGUGGCUCCUGCCCCCUGCCGCCCCCUCUGCCACACAGGGCUCAACCCAGCGCCACACUCUCACCUCUCUGACCGAGCGCCACUACCCAGCCCUCGCCUACCACCCCUGAAUCACCAGGCUGCCUUUGGGAAGCUCAGGUGCCGUCACCAAACCCCCCCAGCAGGGGGCACCAGCCAAGCCCCCACAGGCCCGGCCUCGUGGGCCCACCAGGUACGUGCGCAGCCCUCCUCAGCGUCUCCACCUGCUCCUGAAGAGCUUGUCUACCCACGACUCUACAGAGCCUCCUGUCUAGUAAACUUGGUGCUGCUGCCCGCCUCAGGGUCCAGGAGCACCCCUCCCGCCACCCUCCGCCUACACUGCCUGCCGGGAUGCCCUGGGCCUGGUUGUCCUCACUUUCCAGGUCCAGCCUCAGUCCCACCCUGUCACCAGCCCCUUCCUCCUGGCCUUAGUGAGCAAGGCUGCUGUCCCCUGCCCCUGGAUGUCCGGCAUGGCCACUGGUGCUCAGGGGGAAGGCAGCUCCACACCUGGCCAUCCUCAGUGGGGUGCUGCUCCUCCUGCUCACUGCUCUGCCUCGUCUUCCAGGCUGGAGGAGCGAGGACUGCCCGUCACAUCAGCUGGCCUGCAGCGGCCCCUGCACUGUCCUCUUGGUGGUGGGGACCCGGGUGCAACAGGGAAGGCUGGUGGGUUGGGCUCUCAAGCUCUUUCUUCCCAAAGCUCAGCCCCAGGUCUGUGCUGGCCCAGGUCCCGCUUCCCAAGGGGGAGCAGGACUUCCUGCUUCAGUCCUGCAGAGGGGCCCAGAGGUCCCUGUGCCCCCAGCAGCGCCUCCUUCCCACGUCUUGUCCCUGCGGGUGCUUGCCCUCGGCCUUCUGCCUGACCCUGCGGUCCCUCCUACGUGUGCCAUCUUCCACGCACUGGGACAGGCCACAGUUCUUGUGGUUUUCUGUGUGAUCCUGCUGUUCACGCAUGAUCACUGAAUGCGCUGGCUGUGGGGCAUGCGCUGCGGAGCGCUGGCUCGAGGAGCCUCUGUGGUGGGGAGGGACAGAGGGACAGAGACAGUAGGCAUUGUGUCGGAGGACUGGUGGGAAAGAGGCUGGGAAGAUGGCAGGACCGGGCGGGGAGCAGGCAGGAGACAGCGCAGCCUGGAGGAGCUGGAAGGGCCCGGGCACCCAGCCUCCAGGGCACCAGCCUCCAGGGCACCCAGGCUCCCGGGAACCCAGCCUCCUGGGCACACAGCCUCCUGGGAGUUCAGGUCCUGGGCGGGAAUCACUCAACUCAGCAUGCCCGCCCCAGAGCCCAGAAGCAGAACAAAUGGGUGCUGGCACUGCUGUCCCCAAAUAGCUUGUGUCCACGUGGCAGCUGAGCAUGGCAGCCUGUGACUUGGGCUGCUGGAGCUCCUGGGGAGCCCAUACCAAAGAGAGAUCAGGACUGUUCUCCAAGACCAGUUGGGAGGCCGGACGGGAGGGCCAGGCCACACAGACGUCCCCUCAGAGAAGAGCGGAGCUCUGGAGAGUGUUCCCAAGUACAGGCGCUGUCAGCCCUCAGCC